AAGUCACAAAUGUGUGUGAAAUGGACAUUGAUUUGAUAAUUUCACAUGCUCUUUGCAUGUGUGAUUUUCAUGCUGAAAUAUUAUUAGAUGUCAUGGAAAAAUCAGUACUAGUUAAAACAUUUUAAAUAUUUAAUUAAACUUAUAAAUAUGCACUAAGAAAUCGUUACUUAUGAAAUAUUAUGUUGUUGCCCAUUUUGCACGAUGCAAAUUAACAAACUGUAUAAUUACUCCUAUACUACAUUUGAUAGACUCACAUAUUAAUGCGUAAACUUUUUAAAUCUUUAAAGUCACGAUUUAAAUGACAAACCGUGUUCAAAUAUGGCUUCUUGGCCAGAGCUAGGCUCGUUGUGUCGGAUUCUUUUCUCCGCUCUGCGUGGGGAAAUGCCGAGGAUGUUUCUUUCCAUAACGAACUCAUAAAUCAAAGACUUUCAGGCAAGUUGACAGCACCAAGACAAUCACUGCCUGCGAACAGUCUGCCCAAAUAAGUGUUUUCACUCACUGUUUAUCAUUAAGAAGAUUUUGGAUCCCGAAGCACAACCCACGUGGACGGAUAAUAAUUCAUUUUUAUUGGCGUUUUAACACCCGGCAUUAGGAUUACACAAAACACUCAUAAACUACAUAUUUCAUUGCGCGUGGCAUAUUUGUCUUUGUCUCUUUUAAGUAUUUUCUGUGUGUGUGUGUCCUUUUAGCCUAACUGAAAUAAUGUGAUAGAAAUUGUUUAUAAACAUUAAAAACUUUUUUCAAAUGUUUCCAAUAUUAACAAAAUAGUAUAAUUGUAAUGACAAACAUAUUUUUGUUCAUAUAUUUCUCACUUCCUAUAAAUCUUCUCCGAAUAUUGUCUGUGAAUGUGACUGAAAAGCUUUGCAAUAUUUAGUUUGUUCUACUUUUUAAACCUCAAAUGACGGAUUCGUAGUGCAUUUUGCUUAAAUACAUUGUUUUAAUGUUCUAAUUUGUACUAUGUUAACACUUUGGCUCGAAACAAGAUGAAGAACAGUCGCAAUAAAAAACCUGUAAGUGCAUUAGAAGCUGUUAUUUUUCUUGCCUUGUUUGUCAGGGACCAUGUUUAAAAACGACGUGUUAAGAAGAGAGGAUGAGAAAUACUAGGCCGUCAGAAGCUUGUGGAAAGCGCCAUUUUGAGGACAAAAAAAAAAUAACACUGGACAUCUCUCAAAAAUCUCCUUUUCGUCCAGAGGGGGCGCACGUACCCCCUUCACAAUAGGCUGGAGCAGUGGUUCCCAACCCUUGUGCUGGAGGCACCCCAACACUGCACGUUUUGCAUGUCUCCUUAAUCAAACACCAUGAUUCAGGUCGUCUGCUCAUCAGUAGAAACUCCAAGACUUAAAAUUGGUGUUUCAGAGAAAGAAGACAUGCAAAAUGUGUGUUGGGGUGCCACCAGGACCAGGGUUGGGAACCACUGGGCUAGAGCAGGGGAUAUCAGACUUUGAAGUACCCCCAGCACUGCAAGUUUUGAAUCCCUCAGUUAUCACACCUGAUUCAACUCAUCAGCUCAUAAGUGGAUACUGCAAGACCAGAAGUGUGUCAGAUAUAGGGAGACAUACAGAAUGUGCAUUGCAGGGUCCUUAAUGGAAAGGUUUAAGAACCCCUGCGCUAGAGGAUAGGAGUACACUUUCAUGUGAUAACUGAUCCCUUUGUGACCACUGAUCACAAAACAAAAUUCAGAAGAACAAGCAAUUUUUUAUUAAAGAAUAUGUGACAAAGUUCAUUUUUUUCAGGAUAUUUACAAAAGAUUGCAGGUUAUUUAUAUAUAUAUAUAUGUAAAGAUAAGCUAUAAUGGAAAAAAAUACAGUCAGUUUUAUUACUAGUUUAUCAUUUUUAUACACAAGGCCAAGUUGACUAAAUCUGAUGACUGCAACCUCACAUAGGAGCACAACUGACUAAAAUAUACAACACACCAGAAAGAGAUAAAAAAAAGAAGACAUUCACUUCACAUUAUUUGCCUGUGGUUUGGAGCUCAUCUUACCUGCCGCAUUGCUCCAACAUAAUUCCUUACACCGAUAUGUUGCUGCCUGGACGCUGUCUGUGAAACUACAUCCCCUCCUUGCUCCUCUGCCAGCGAAUCCAUCCUUGCAAUGGGGGAUAAGGUGGGCCGACGUCACGUUGAUCGACAAGAGGUCGGCAUUUACAUAAGCCGCGUCUUUAACGACAACCUGUCAGUGCAAGGCCACUUAAGAUCAAGAUGAGACAGAACAACUGAUCACUGGCUGACCCAGCCCACGUGACUGUCACUGGUCAUUCAUAUCACUAGCGCGGACACCCCCCAAUCCACGACUGAUUGAAGGAGGCAGAAGGGUGGCUCGGCUCAACCCCGGGUGAAUGGUGCGAGUCGUGCGACGUUAAUCAGUCCCCAGGCCCAAAAAGAUCUGUUAGUGGCAGCCACGCGCAAAGACGCCCAAGAAGAUGCCACGAUGAGCACAUUCCUAGACUUCUCGGCCAUAAGUGGUGGUGGAGAUGCAGGUGGCGGGGGCUCGUGCUCAGUCAGAGCGUUUCAUGGCGACCACGGACUUUCAACAUUUCAGUCAUCGUGUGCUGUCAGGGUAAAUAGCUGCGGUGGAGACGAGAGGUACAUGUCCAGUAGAUCAUCACAAGACGCAAUUAACCCUCAGCCAAACCAAGCCGGCUCGUACCAGUCCCCCGGGACUCUGUCAAUUACCUACAGUGCACAUCCAAGUUACGGGACUCAAAGUUUUUGCGCCGGAUACAGUCACUAUGCCCUAAAUCAGGAUGUGGACUCGUCUGUGAGCUUUCCCCAGUGCGGCCCGCUAGUUUACUCUGGAAAUAUUUCCUCCACGGUUGUGCAGCACCGUCACCAUCGCCAUGGUUACAGUAGUGGAAACGUUCACCUCCAUGGCCAGUUCCAGUACGCGCCAGCCACAUAUGGUAGUAGUUCGGAUCAGGCAAACCUAACGUUUGUGGCGGGCUGCUCAAAUCCGCUAUCCCCUCUACAUGUGGCUCAUCACGACGCAUGCUGUUCACCUCUGUCAGAUGUGUCAACAGGGCAGACAUUUGACUGGAUGAAGGUUAAACGGAACCCGCCGAAAACAGGGAAGGCUGGAGAGUAUGGAUUUGGUGGGCAGCCAAACACUGUACGCACCAAUUUCACUACAAAACAGUUGACAGAGCUUGAAAAGGAGUUUCAUUUUAAUAAGUACUUGACUCGUGCAAGGCGGGUGGAGAUUGCGGCUGCGCUCCAAUUAAACGAGACUCAGGUGAAGAUUUGGUUCCAGAAUCGUCGUAUGAAGCAAAAGAAGCGAGAAAAGGAAGGUCUUUUGCCCAAAUCUCAGUCCGAGACGAAGGAUGGGCACGAAAAACAGGAGGAUGCAUCUGAAAAGUCGCUCUCCGCACCACCCACCCCCUCUCCCUCUUCCCCGACUGUUGAUGCCUACACCUCGAAUUAAAAGACUCUCACUUUUGUUCUGCCAACCUGUUAAUGAUACUGCAGUAUGCUACUGUUAGUGACUCUCGUGUCAAGGUUAUUGUCAAAAUCAUCAUGUGACAGUGACACACAGAGACCAGUGCACAAUUUACAGACUUUGAACACUCAGUAUUUAUCUGUGCUACUUUGUGUUUUUGUGAAAUGACUGUUAAUUGUCGUAGGGCACCUUGUCAUGCACCUAGAAAUGCACAGUAAUAACAAAUGCUGCACUAUUACACGUGUUUGGUCGGACUUGCACCACUUGUCAAAAUACCUACCUCAAGAACCAAAGGAAGUAGUGCAAUAUAUUUAAGAGAUGUAUUAUUAAGAGAGACAAAUCAAUUGUACGUUUCGCCAAAGGCUUGUUUCAACACACUGACAACUUUUCUGGACCGUGUAUAGUGUUAACUCUGAUGCUGUGUGUGUGUUGUGAUUUCUGCAACAUGAUGCGCAACUCUUCAAAGUUGUCAUCCGGUCAUACUGAGUUUUAUCAGUCAAAGAUAAAGACUCAAGUCUCCUUCAGAAACAGGCUUUAGAAAACUAUCAAGAUACGGGUGAAUUAAAUGUGUGAAUCAAAAUGUAAAUAUAAUUUAUUUGAACACUGGUGUUUUACUUGUGAUAGUGCCAAAUGCCUGGUAUAAGCCUGACGAAAUAUUUCUGGUAACUUUAAAUAAUCUACAAGUAAUUUCUAUAACGUUUAGGUACGUUUUUACAAAGUUUUUGUUAUUUUUAUUUAUUUUUUUAUUUUUUGCCUGAACUUUUAUGCUUGAUUUAUCGAUUUGGUUAUUUGCAUAGUCUCAUUCCACAGAUAACUUGCUCUCUGGCUCUUUAACUGAUAUAUGCAUCCGCUCGUUGUUUCUUCCUCAGGGAGGAAGCUAUAUUGGCACAUGGCAAGCAUGUUUAUUCACGAAAGAGGAUGCGCAAUGCUGUCACCGUCAUUCGUUAUGACAACCCUAUUGACCUGUUAGUUUAUCGAAGGAAAACGGAGGACAAGAAGAAAAAAAAGAGAGAGAACAUUGAUUAAAUCAUCUCAACUAUCGACAAGGAUGAGUCGGCCUGACCCCAUUGGGUUGAUGACAUGUCUGAUUCCUCAUAUCACAAUCAUAUCAGUUGUGCGUACAGAGUGUUGAGUGAGUCGGAUAACAGAGCAAAAUAAAGAGCAGAAAGUCUAAAAACAGAUCUUCCAAACUUCCAAAAGGCUUCCAAACAUCACAUUCAAGUAAGAUAGCUUGUCAAUUCCUCCUCCCACCCUCCCU
Molecule: messenger RNA, 4689 nt
Organism: Carassius gibelio (silver crucian carp)
Lineage: Eukaryota; Metazoa; Chordata; Actinopteri; Cypriniformes; Cyprinidae
Gene: hoxa1a
Product: homeobox A1a
Exons: 2
Coding region: 2427-3416 (329 amino acids)
Biological process (GO): regulation of transcription by RNA polymerase II
Cellular component (GO): nucleus
Molecular function (GO): RNA polymerase II cis-regulatory region sequence-specific DNA binding; DNA-binding transcription factor activity, RNA polymerase II-specific
Source: RefSeq, a predicted model, not a curated record